Lasiodiplodia theobromae is the source of this 1917-nucleotide messenger RNA. RefSeq names its product Zinc finger RING-type protein. Bases 1 to 1917 code for a protein of 638 amino acids. NCBI's taxonomy places the organism in Eukaryota, Fungi, Ascomycota, Dothideomycetes, Botryosphaeriales, Botryosphaeriaceae. The record is from RefSeq and is a predicted model, not a curated record. The transcript has 2 exons.
AUGCGCCCGCUCCGCCUGCUGCUGUCGCUGUCCUCGUGCGUCCUCGCCGUUACCCUCAUCCUCUACAUCGCCAUACCCGCCCGCGACGCCCAUGUUUCCUCGAGCCCGCCCAAGAAGAGCAAGCUGAGCGCUCUCUUCUCCCUCUCCGCCCCCGCUCUGUUCCCGCCUUCGGCCAUCAUCAGCUUGACCGACGACAACUCCACCUUCUUCCUCGCCAGACCUGCUGCGUUUGGCCCUCCGCUGCCGUCCAAGGGCCUCAGCGGUCAACUCUGGACCGGCAGCGGCUUUGGUGGUGACACCCUGACCCAUGGUGGUCUCGCUGCAGGCGUCGACGGCGAGCUUGGCUGCAGUGACGUGCCAGGCUGGGACGAGAGGCGAGGCAGGCUAGCCUCCGUUUCGCACUUCGACAAGGCUUCGCGAACUGCCAAAGACGCAGACGGCUCCAGGCAGGAUCGCCCCCGACGCGGCCUCUUUGGUGGGAAAUCACGCUCCCAACCCGUCCCUAAGCUUGGAGCGAAGCCGCUCGACGAUGACGGCACUGACGACCAUUUCCACCGUGUUCUGACCCACAAAUCCAACGCCCCGUCAUCGGGCAAGGCUGUCUCCGAAACCAGCGACCACGCAGAUAUCCAGUCACUGCAAGAGAGCGCUGAGAUCGCCGGCAAAGUUGUUUUGCUUCGCCGCGGCGGCUGCGGUUUCCUGGAGAAGGUCAAGUGGGCUCAGCGGAGAGGUGGGGUUGCCGUCAUUGUGGGCGACGAUAUCCGUGGUGGCCCUCUGGUCACAAUGUACGCGCGAGGCGACACUUCCAACAUUACGAUACCCGCUUUGUUCACUUCCCACACUACCGCUCAUCUGCUAUCUUCGCUCGUGCCCUCGGGAGGCCUUAUUGAGAACUUACCUGCCGAGGAUUCACUGAAGCUUGGUCUCGGGAAGGCAAGCAAGCCUUCAAAGAGUCCAGCCAGCGGCCCAACAUUUACUUCCACUUCACCGGCUUUUCAGAAGACGGCAGGACGAAUUGCAUCCAAGAAUCUCGCCAAAGACGCGCAAUCCCCCAAUGGAAAAGUUCGGAGUGGUGUGACCACGCGAGAGAAGCACGGCUGGAUCCGCUCGCUUCUUGCCAUCUUUGGCACUGGCUCACGGAAAGAGUCGACUGUGGAAGAAAGUAGAAGACCUCCUAGUAGUGGGAACAUUGAUUGGAUCCUUGUGGAAGAUUGGGAAGACGAAGCGCCGACAAAAGCGAAAACUGCAACUUCUGCCGUGCAGAAGACUGGCUCGACGUCCUUAGCCACACCUGCGGAGUCUGCUGACGAUUUUGUCAUUGGAGUGCAAGACUGGAGGGAUCCCGACUUGCUCCCCCCAAAGACCGAGCUUUUGGCGAACGAGAAUCCAAGUACGCAAUCGACCGCAAAGCAGUCUUCUGGUGCCACAUCCUUAGCUGGUGGCAAUGUGCUUCCCGGAAGCGGAGAGUAUGCCGAGCUUAGCUCUGCCAACGCAAAGUCUAAAGCUGCUUCUUCGGACAGGAAUUCGGCGGCAAAGGAAAGGGAGCAGGACAAGCACGCCGGAUGGUUUAGCAACAUGCCAUGGAAUAAGCAGUCGGACGCAAAAGCAAAGGCUUCCAUACAAGCAUCUCCCGCAUCGUCUGUCAAACCAAAAGUCAGCUUGAAGAGCACUCCAACAUCCACAGAAAUUGCCGCUCAGAGCAAUCUCCCUGGCGCUCAACCUGGUUCUGACAGACAUGAAGGUCUUUGGGUGACUCUGACGCCUACAAGCAUGUCAAACAGUCCCUUUUUUGACACUUUGCUUGUGCUUGUUGUCAGCCCCUUGGUCACUCUGACAGUGGUGGAGCCCGCGGACACCACUGCUGCAAUCAUCGAGUUCGUCUCACGCCAAUACUUCGCGAAGUCGGCCAAGGAGUAG